Hydra vulgaris (swiftwater hydra) is the source of this 1845-nucleotide messenger RNA. RefSeq lists its product as uncharacterized. The record is from RefSeq and is a predicted model, not a curated record. NCBI's taxonomy places the organism in Eukaryota, Metazoa, Cnidaria, Hydrozoa, Anthoathecata, Hydridae.
AUGGUGUUACUUGUCAGUAAAUAUGAUACUUGUUUAAAGGAACAUUUAAAUAGUUGCAUUGAACAGAGUGAAAAACGGAAGAACACAGGAAGUACUGGAAGAGGUUCCAUGGUUACUUUUCUUUCAAAAACCACAAUAACAAAACUCAUUCAAAUUACGAGUCGUUCCAUACAGAAAAUCAUUGCAAAAGAAAUUAACUCAGCUGGUAUGUUUUCAGUUCAAAUUGAUACAACAGAAGAUAUAACAACUAAAAAUCAAUGCUCAAUAGUUGUGAGGUAUGUAACUGAUCAGAUUCACGAAAGAUUAUUAACUAUGACUGCGUGCGACUCUUCAACUGGCAAGUAUCUGUCGAGUUUAGUAUCUGAAACUUUAAAGGCAUUGAACAUUGAUAUUUUAAAGUGUGUUGGUAAUUCAACAGAUGGAGCUGCAAACAUGAAUGGUGAGUAUAACGGUUUCGCAGCAUGGAUGUUCAAAGAAAAUCCAAACCAAAUACAUGUAUGGUGUUAUGCUCAUGUUUUAAAUUUGGUUAUUUCAGAUACUUGUAGUGUCGUUUUAUCCAGUAUUUCCUUGUUUAAUUUGUUGAAUGACGUAGCAGUGUUUAUUCGUGAAUCAUAUACAAGAAUGAAUAUUUUUGAAACAGAAAAUCAGAAUGAUAUACACAAUCGCAGAAUUUCAACUAUUGGUGAAACACGUUGGUGGUCAAAGGAUGCAGCGUUAACAAAAAUAUUUGGUACCUUUGCCAAUCCGUAUUCUAGUUUCUACGUUGAACUUGUAGUUGCAUUGUCUCAUAUUGAAGUCAAUUUAAGUUUCAAAUCUGAAGUUCGAGUAAAAGCAAAAGGCUUCAAAGAAGGACUUCUUAAGUAUGACACAAUUUUAACUGCACAAAUUUUUUUACGGGUUUUUCAGUUGAUGACACCGCUCUCAAAAUAUUUACAAACAGUAAAUAUGGACAUUUUGGUUGCAUACAACACGCAAACGAUAGACACAUUGAAAAAGUAUUUAGAGGAAUUUGAUAUAGUAUUGGAAGCUACUAAUAAUUUUGUCUGUAAAGUUAAUGAAAAACUUGAACAACAUGAAUUAGAAGCAGAGAAUACUCUACCAGAAAAAAGAAUUCGAAAGAAAAAAGUAUUAUCAGGCGAAACUCGUCCAAGUGAAUUUAAAUUUCAUUCUGAUGUACUUAACUCUUAUAAAGUUAAAGUUCAUGAUCUAAUAUUUAAAAGCAUAAUAGAAAGCAUGAGCAAACGUUUUAAAAAAUGUCGAGAAUUUUAUGCUGAUUUUGCUAUUCUAAGUCCUUCAAAUUUUGAACAGUUGAAAGCGCAUAGUGUACCAACAUCUGCUUUAAAUAAAUUGAGUGAACAUCUAUUGCCGUUUGAUGAAGAAGUUACAGCAGAAAAUUUACGCACUGAGCUUACUAGUUUUGCUUCAAACUGGAAUAAUAUCAAAGAGUCACUUUUGAAUACAUAUGACAUAAUGGAUAUAAACAAAGAAAGUGUUGAGGAACUUGAAUAUAAUUGUCGAAAGUCAUGUACUGCCUGUAAAAACUGCACAGUUUGUUGCUACCUUGUUUUGAUUCAAUAUAAUUUAAUAAGUGAAGCAUACGCAAAAAUUGGGUUAGCUUAUAAAUAUACUUUGUCACUCUCAUUUACGCAAUUUGCAUGUCAAAGAAGUUUUUCAAUUUUAAAGUUCAUCAAAAGUCGUUUGCGUAGUAGUAUGGCUCAAGAAAAUUUACAAUCAUUCAUGCUCAUGAAUACUGAAAAGGAAAUUCUAAGCAAUCUUGAUCCCAAAACAAUAAUUGACGAGCUAGCUGAAACAAGUGAUCUGUUUAAAAAUCUUUUAGUUGUUUGA